AUGGUAGGACUCAAGCCACCGGGACCACUCUCCAUGCAAGGGAACUCGUCCAAGAAUGAUAAGGACUGGAUAAGGACAUUCCAGCUGUACGAGGCGGCAACAGAACUGACGACCGGGCCGGCAGCUCAGGAGAUUUAUGAGACCUUUCGGUUCGCCCCGGAGGAGUGUGACAAUAUACAACCGCUGAAGAAUAAGUUUCAGACAUACUGUGAACCAAAAAAGAACUUAACUGUCACAAGAUACAUCUUUAAUACACGUAAUCAGCGGCAAAGGGAGACCUUCUCCAGCUACCUGACUGCAGUGAAGUCUUUAUCUAAUGAUUGCGAGUUUGACAUUAUCCAUGACUCGUUGCUGCGAGACAGAAUCGUCUGCGGCAUCAGCAGCCAGCCGCUCCGGGAAAAACUACUACAAUGCCAUGAGUUAACACUGGAAAAAUGCAGUGACAUGUGUCUGAUAGCUGAAGCAGCAGCCGAACAAAUGAAGCAGAUUGCCCCAACCGCCAUCGACACCGAAGAGACAGUUGAUUACGUGAAACGGGACAGCGCCAAGAGAUUGGACAUCUUUCCAGAUCCUCCGGUAAAUAGAGCGCCCAACAGCCGCCCACGUCCCCGACAACAUGACCGGCUAAUCAGACAAAAGGCCGGGGGCUGGAGCCGUGACGUCCGCGACAUCGAGUUCCAGAUGAACGCUUCACCGCUGCCUGAGCCAGUGGACGACGACGUAGAUGUCUUCUACAUUGACGCCGUUAUAGAGUCGACACAUGAAAGGGGACAGAUGUGCAGCAUCAACAAUGUGAACAUUGAGUUCAAACUUGACUCUGGCGCUCAAGUCGACAUCCUGCCAGAGCACUUGUUCAGAAAGACUGGUCUUGCCUUACUGAACACGAACGUAACACUGAGGUCAUUCUCUGGACAUACAAUGAAGCCUGUGGGGCAGGCAAAGGGGAAUGUCAAAGUAGGUAAGAAGGAAUAUAGGUUUGUCUUUCAAAUAGUGAGGAGGAAUGUGAAACCCAUAUUUGGGAAACUAACGUGUGAAAAGUUAGGGCUUCUUGUGCGAAAAGAAGCGGUUGAUGGCGUGAGUGCGAGCUCAUCAUACACUGCGAGGAUCAUUGAGGAAAAUCGCAAGCUUUUCCAAGGGCUGGGAAGGCUAAAAAUACAUGAGUACAACAUAGCGCUGCAAGAGAACGUGCAACCUAAGCAAAACCCGCCCCGCACUAUCCCUUAUAAGAUCAGGGAUAAGGUCAAAGCCGAAUUAGAGCGCAUUGAAAGCUUGGGAGUCAUAAAGCCCGUGAGCGAACCGACAGAUUGGGUGAAUUCAAUGACUGUGGUUAACAAACCUAAUGGCGAAGUCCGCAUAUGCCUUGACCCACGUGACCUCAAUGUGGCCAUUCGCUGGGAACAUUUACCGAUGCCGACAUUCGAGAACAUUGCAGGCAGAAUGGUUCUCGAAGUUUGA
Amblyraja radiata (thorny skate) is the source of this 1455-nucleotide messenger RNA. RefSeq lists its product as uncharacterized. NCBI's taxonomy places the organism in Eukaryota, Metazoa, Chordata, Chondrichthyes, Rajiformes, Rajidae. The transcript has 4 exons. The record is from RefSeq and is a predicted model, not a curated record. The coding region runs from base 1 to 1455 and encodes 484 amino acids.